Zea mays is the source of this 1497-nucleotide messenger RNA. The record is from RefSeq and is a predicted model, not a curated record. Lineage: Eukaryota; Viridiplantae; Streptophyta; Magnoliopsida; Poales; Poaceae.
UCACCGGGACACACCGUGAUGGAAGCAUGGAGCACCCACGCAUGGAUCAAAAUCCUCCCCCAAAACGCGACGAAAUUCUCCGCGAGCAAAAUAUAAAGUUUAUAAACCCACUCCUCCCCUUCCCCUGUUCCCUCUACCACCACCACCGGCACCGCGGGACAGUCUGCUCUCGUCCCGCUGCAGCCCGUCCCCGACCCGGAACCCUAGCGACUGCCAUUGCCCACGCGCCGCUCGCCCGAUGAACGGCGGGGGCUCUGGGCUGGCGCCCAACGCCGCGCACACCGCGGACGAGGUCUUCCGCGACUACAAAGGCCGCCGCGCCGGCAUGAUCAAGGCCCUCACCACUGAUGUGGAGAGGUUCUUCAAACUCUGUGACCCUGGUGAGUGCGCUCGAUCUCUUUGGUUCCUCGCCCCAGGAUGUGGAGUGAUAGCCGAGGAGGCUUCCGUGGUUUUUCUGCUUGGGCUUCGUUGCUUCGAAAAGGAGAACUUGUGCCUUUAUGGCUAUCCCGAUGAGACGUGGGAGGUGACCUUGCCAGCUGAGGAAGUUCCCCCUGAGAUCCCUGAACCAGCAUUAGGAAUCAACUUUGCUAGGGAUGGCAUGAAUGAGAAAGACUGGCUGGCGCUAGUUGCAGUCCACAGUGAUUCCUGGUUACUGUCUGUUGCAUUCUACUUUGGUGCACGCUUUGGAUUUGACAGAGAAACUAGGAGGCGACUCUUUAGCCUGAUAAACAACAUGCCCACGAUAUUUGAGGUAGUGACAGGAGCAGCCAAGAAGCAGGCGAAGGAGAAGACACCUAAUAGUAGCAGCAAGAGCAACAGGCCUAGUUCAAAAGUGCAGUCAAGAGCAGAGUCUCGUUCAAAGGCUAAGGUCCCCCAAGACGAAGAAGAGAGCGGUGAUGACGAUGAGGAUGAGGAGGCAGACGAGCACAACAAUACCUUGUGUGGAACUUGCGGAACUAACGACAGCAAGGACCAGUUCUGGAUCUGUUGUGAUAACUGCGAGAAGUGGUACCAUGGGAAGUGUGUCAAGAUCACGCCAGCUCGAGCUGAGCAUAUCAAGCAGUACAAGUGCCCAGACUGCACCAACAAGCGGGCCAGGGCAUGAGCGGCAAACAUCGGCAUCGGGCGACCUUUGAUAGGAAGGAAGAAACCACCUCCUGGCUUCAAGAUCCCUAGAUAUGGCGUAGGUCCCUAGUUUACGAAGUCUGCAUUUUCAUGUGUUCAUUAAUAUAUCUGCUGAUUAGCUGUUCGACCUAGCAGUGUCUAAAACGUGCCGUGUGUCUUCUGUGCUGAGUGUUGACAUGGGGCCUCCUCCCUCCAGCCUGUAAACGCUGUCACUGAAGGUACCUCUCAACUGACCAUCCUUCAUUGUUGGUGUCGUGCAGUGAGUAGUGGCCGUACUCUUUGUUCCCAGUUCCUAGCAUUUGAAUUGCUCAAAUGCGUACCUUGCUGAGUAAGGCCGUUGGAAAAUGACGAAUAGCUGCAUUUCCGUGGGUC